Messenger RNA from Amborella trichopoda, 705 nucleotides. Lineage: Eukaryota; Viridiplantae; Streptophyta; Magnoliopsida; Amborellales; Amborellaceae. The record is from RefSeq and is a predicted model, not a curated record.
CCCCUUCAUCUCCACAUCAAAAUCCUUCCCACUCCCUUUCUCUCAAUCACAUUCUAGCACAACCCCUCACUCUCAAACACUCUCUAGUGCAACAACAUGGCUCACCAAAGUUGCUCUAUCUUUGCCCAGUUCCUCACUUUCGCUUUCUUGAUGGCAACAACAAUGGCAACUCGAGAUCUUCCGUCGUCUCUCGUUAAUGGUGCCAACAAAAAAGAGAUAGAGUGUCUCACCGACAGUACCGGAAGUAAGCUCAUUCCUGGUAUUGGUCGAGUCAUGGUGCCAUCCUUUGGUGGCGUUCCAAGCGGUAUUCCGGGGUUUCUCGGGGGUGGAGACGGAAUUGUGGGAGGUAGCUCACCUGGGGGUUAUAUCCCUGGGGGUGAUGAUACCUUUGGGCCUAACCCUGGCUAUGAAGCCCCUGCUGGUGGGAUCCCUAGCACUGGGGAUGGGGGCUCUCCUUGAUUAUGCCGGCUUAAGUGUUUCUUUAGAACAAUGUUUGUUGAAGCCUUGUUCAUGGGUCGGAAUAAGUAUAUUGGUGCCAAUAGUUGCAUUAAGCUUGCGCAUUUGUUGGGUUUUGUGUGUUUCUAUGCAGUUCUUAGUUUGGAGUACGUCGAAGGUUAUGAGUAUGUGGUGCUGGUUGUAAUUUGUUGUUAGUGUAAUGGAUUUGAGUUAUGCCAAAGAUAAUAUCUUGCUCUGUUUUUGUUUUUC